AUGACCGUUCUAUCAUUUUGGUUGUUUGAUUUUGCAGAUGUUGCAAUCAGCUCUCCAUUCGGAGGGGAAAAUAGAAAGGGAAGAGUAUUUAUCUACAACGGGAACAGAAAUGGAUUGAACAAGGACCCUUCCCAGGUUCUAGAGGGGUCGUGGGCCUCUGGCACCCUGCCAGCUGGAUUUGGUUUCACCCUGAGAGGGGAUUCAGACAUAGACAAAAAUGAUUAUCCAGAUCUUAUUGUUGGAGCCUUUGGUGUAGAAAAAGUAGCAGUUUACAGGGCCCGACCUGUAGUUACGGUGGAUGCCCAGCUUCUUCUCAACCCUACAAUUCUGAACCCUGAGAAUAGGAACUGCCAGCUCUCUGUCUCGGACACCUUUGACAUCCUGUUUACUGUGAGAGUCUGUGUACAAGUGUCGGGACAAGCCAUUCCUCAUAAUAUAGUUCUCAAUGUUGAUCUUGAGUUGGACUGGUUGAAACAGAAGGGAGCCGUGAAGAGGACAUUGUUCCUUGACCAUGGUACUGCACAGCACACGUUUGAUCUGGUAGUAGGAAGGGAAAAGGAGACACAGUGCCAAAACUUUGUUGUUUAUCUAAGAGAAGAAUCAGAAUUUCGAGACAAACUCACCCCCAUUACUGUCAACUUGAAUUACAGUUUGGAUGAAUCUGCCUUCUUGAAUGAACAAGAAUUGAAACCAAUAUUAAACCGAUUUAGGGAACCACGGUUACAGGAACAGGCACACAUUCUCGUAGAUUGUGGAGAUGACAAUAUGUGCAUUCCUGACCUGAAACUUUCAGCCCAAUCGGAUAAAAAACAGCUAAUUAUAGGAGAGGAAAACCACAUCCUGUUAACCAUAAACGCACGCAAUGAUGGCGAAGGGGCGUACGAGGCAGAACUCCACGUCAGUGUACCUGAAGAGGCAGAUUAUAUAGGCAUCGAGCGACAUGUGGAGGGUCUGAGGCAACUUAACUGUGAAUACAAAAUGGUAAACGACUCUCGGAUGGUAGUAUGCGACCUUGGAAACCCCAUGGUGGCCGGAACCAAUCUCUCACUUGGCCUGAGAUUUAAUGUGCAGAGGUUAGAAAAUGCAGACCGCAUCAACUUUGGCCUAUACGUGAAAAGUUCCAACAAGGACAAUUCUCAAAGUAACUUUGUUAGUCUGGAAAUCCCUAUAGCUGCCACGGCCCAGGUAGAGAUAAGAGGUGUGUCUCAUCCUCCUCACAUUAUCUUGCCCAUCGCCAACUGGGAACCCAAGCAAAAGCCUUCAGAGGAGGAGGAAAUCGGGCCGCUGGUACAACACAUCUAUGAGCUUCACAAUAUAGGACCAAGUGCAGUUGGCGAGACACACCUUAACGUGGGAUGGCCUUCACAGAGCCGAGAAGAAUUUCUCCUUUAUGUAUUUCAAAUUGAUACAGCAGGACCCAUAACAUGUCAUCCAAGUAGUGCCAUUAACACCUUGGAAAUACAAUAG
This is a messenger RNA of Staurois parvus, 1467 nucleotides long. The record is from the annotation of a GenBank genome assembly. Lineage: Eukaryota; Metazoa; Chordata; Amphibia; Anura; Ranidae.